AUGGUAAAGCAGUUUGCACUUUUAUUCGUUGGAUUGCUCUCAGUAGGCCUAGCAAUGCCUCAAGAUGUCCUUCCAAACUUGCAGUCAACCAACUACGAUGCCAAUAUUGCCUUCAUCCAAGGCUUCAUGACCGGCUACGCAGGCACAGGCAGCGUUCCAGCUACCUGUUUCGAUGCUACUGUUAUCAACACCCUCAACGCUGACUUAGGAUCAUUCAUGCUCUCUAUGGCAGGCGGAAGCUUAUCAAAAGCCAUCGCCUCACUCGAGACCUUUGCUAAAGACCUCAUUACAGCCCAACUCCAAUGUGGCCUCCAGAUUGUUCCACAAAGCUUCGAAAAAGACAUCCAAAGUGAAGGAGCUUUUUACCUUUUGGUCAACUUGAUCCACAAUGCUAACUCCCCCCCCCCCCCCUCCGUGAGCGAACAAAACCAUUAGAAAAAUCGCCAUUUUUUGACCAAAAACCCACCCUCCGUGAGUGAACAAAAAUUUUUUUUAAUAGAAAAAUUUUAAUGGAAAAAAAAUUUUGAUAUAUAAGUGAUAAUUAGUAUAAUGAAAUCUAGAGCUAAUUCUGUUUAAUUUUAAACAAAUUGCGCGUUUUUAAAACAUAAAUUUUGCAAAUUAAAUUAAUAUUUGCUUCCCAAUUUUUGCAAAUUAGGAUUUUUUUAAAUUUCGAAAAAAAUAUUUUUUUUAUAAAAUUUAUAUAUAAAUUUUUUUAAAAAAAAAAAAUUAACCCCCCUCCGUGAGCGAACAAAAUUUUUUUGUUCGCUCACGGAGGGGGGGGGGAGUAAGAGCAUUCAAAGCUCUUACUAUGAGACAAUCACUUACUUCCAACAACAACAAUGGAACCAAGCCGGACAAAGCCUCGGAGCACUCGCUAAACUUGUUGUUCCACCAACCCCAUCCAAGCUUGUUGGAGCUCCAAAAUCCUCUCUAAGCGACUGGUCUAACUUCGCUGCAGGAUUACUCAAUGGACUUGAAGGUUCAACCGCCACCCCUGGAAAAUGCUACCAAGCCUUCUCAACAGUUGGCCAACAGUUACCUACAGUCAUUGCAGCAUUCGAAAAGGUAGAGACUGAAGGAAUUGCUUACGUACUUGAUUUCGCCAACGCAGUUAAAGCUUUCUUACCUUAUGUAACCCCACUCAGCACCGACUGUGCCUGGAACACCCUUGAAGCCCAAAUCGCUGCUAUUUUCAACGGCGGAAUUAAAUCUUUCGCUAUGAGAUACUACACAAACAUCAAGACUAUUGAUGCUGACCUCUCCAACGUCAGAGUUUGUGAAACCAACUUCAACGAAUGUGGAAGAUCUCUCGGAGAAGUCAUGAGAAUCCUUCUUAACUGGAGCUUGAACGCUGAAAAACUCCCUCACUUCGAAGCUACAAGCUACUCAGACUUAAUGGUUUUCCUUGCUGGACUUACCAAAGGACUUGAAGGAGAUGUUUCAACAACAGGACCAUGCUACCAAGCAUUAUUCGCUACCGGAACCAGCGCUAAUACCAUUAUUGCUGAAAUUGAAAAACUCGCAGGUGGAGACCUUACAGUUGUAUCCCAGCUUAUUGAGGAUCUUAAAGCUUUCCUUCCUCAAGCUCAAUCAAUUGAUGGAGUCUGCCCAUUCAAGACUCUCUUCGAAGCUGUUGAUGCUGUAUUUAAACCAGAUGGCUUCAAGCCAUUCUUUGCCAGAUACUACAAAUACAUAAAGACUGUUAACGCUGAUCUUUAUAAUGUAGUUAACUGCUCUGCUGACUAUAGUCUCUGUGGACAAAGCCUUGGAAACGCAAUUGACCUUCUUUUUAACUGGGCCCUUAACUAA
Molecule: messenger RNA, 1809 nt
Organism: Blepharisma stoltei
Lineage: Eukaryota; Ciliophora; Heterotrichea; Heterotrichida; Blepharismidae
Source: the annotation of a GenBank genome assembly